CAUCUCGCAGCAGCUGUGACGUAAAACAUCACGUGUUAUUUCUCAUUUACUCCUUCUUUCGCUCUGUUUAGCGUCGAUUGCUAUCAUGGCAGGAACUGAGCAUGAUAAUGAAUCAUUAAAGGACCACUGUCCUGCAUUUAAGGAAGGCUGCCCUUAUUCCAAGUUGACAGAAGAUCUUUACAUGGGUGAAUUGAAAAAAUGCCCUGAGUUCCAGAAAGGAUGCCCCUUUAAAGAUGCUAACAAUGUCAAGGAAGUGGUUGAAGAAUUGUCUAAGAUGCCAGAAUCAAAGCACCACACAGGAGCAGCACACAAACAGGUACUUGGCAUGCUGAAGGCUGUUCAUUCUGAGUCCAAAAAGUUGGAAGAGAAGGUUGGAGAGUGUCCUGUAUUCAAGACAGAGGAAGGCUGUCCUUUCAAAGAAGCCAGCAAGGAAGGGAAACCUUUGGUAGAGCCACCAGCAGCUGUGCUAGAAGAUUUAACUGCCUCUGAUGUCAGUAAAUUGAAGGAGAAGUGUCCUGCUUUUAAAGAAGGGUGUCCAUUUGCCAACGUGGAUAAUGACUCUCUUUUAGAAGAAAUUAAGAAAUGCCCUGAGUUUAAAGAAGGAUGUGCCUUCAAGGAUGCCAAAACAACGGAAGAAAUUUACAGUAAGCUGUCACAGAUGCCAAGCAGCGACAAGGACUACCACCAUAAAGAAGCUCUGAUGGAGACCAUGAAAGUUGUUCACAGUGUUGGCCAUGAGAAAGCUGAGGAGUGUCCUGUUCUACAGAAAGAUGGUUGUCCAUUUAAAGCUGUUGAGAGUGAAGGAAAGCUUCUUGUGGAGCCAGCUGAUUCAGUGUUGCCAGCUGGGGUGAAAAGGAAGUAUCCAGCUUCUGAUUCAGGUUGUCCUUUAGCCAAAGCCGGCAAAGAAGAUCCGAAGAAAUAAUGAGUGGAUCUCAUAAUGACACUCACAAGCUGAAACAUAACAUGCAAAAACAUUUUUAAAUGAAUAAAUUUUUUGGUUAUGAUAACUAAGCUUUCAAUGAGUACUUUCAUUGAAAACAGUAAGCCAAACCAUUAAAGUUAACUUUACCAUUCUUA
Messenger RNA from Stylophora pistillata, 1077 nucleotides. RefSeq lists its product as uncharacterized. The record is from RefSeq and is a predicted model, not a curated record. Lineage: Eukaryota; Metazoa; Cnidaria; Anthozoa; Scleractinia; Pocilloporidae.